AUGCCUCCCGACGCUCGCAUCACAGAAUUCCGUCACCUCGCGUCCUACAACUGGAUCGAGUCUCCAACGCCCACCAUCGCCGUCCCAGGCAGUCCUGCCAAAUGUUCACCACCCAACGGUCCCAUCCAGGUGAAAAAGGGUACGGGAUACUUUUACGCGGCGCAAAACGUUGACCUUCGAUCGGUCGACGUCGUGACGGACCGGAACAAUAUUCGAAAUCUGCUCUCUUUUGUCGACCAAGACACCUCAAGGGAUGGGGUCGAGGAAUUCGUCAUCAAAGUCGAACUCAUUGGCGAGACGGCUCUUUUCUCCCGCGAGGGGGAAGAGUAUCGCUUUGGUGGUCUCAAGUUUCUCGUCAGAAAUGAGGUGGAUGGUUAUGUCUCCCCAGUGGCGAUGGAGGGAGUAGCUGUACCGUCAGAGCAAUGCCGGGAGGUUAAUACCCGAGUCGCCCACAAGACCCUGCAGAUGGAAGGUAUCAUGCCACAAUUUUGGGCAUCGCAAACCACCAAAAUUGUGAGAGCUUACCACACUAGUGGCCUUUUCCAGCCUCCUGUCGUUGAAGAUGUGACCAAAAGUAUGAAGCGGUGGGAGCAAUAUAACGAAGGCACUCUAAAAAAACUAGCGGCGGUGAUUGCGAAGAUACUUGAUGUUGCCAAACGCUCUGAUGGCCCUGUCCAGGUCAAAUGCAGCGCAGCAUGGCAUCAACUUGUUUUGUCCAAGACCGACUCAAGGAAGAUGCUGCCAGACGAUUUGUAUUCGAAGUGGAACCCGAUAACAGAGACGGAAGAUUCGGCCCCAGUCAAGACUCCAGGCAUGGCAAUGGUACCAUCACGGUCAUCAUAGGAGGGAAGUCUUAUCUCGUUUACCCAAACACCAUUCCCCAUUUCAAAUAUCUGGUGGCUACGUGGUCACCGGGGUUAGAGAAAACAUCAUUUAUCCAUGCCGGCAUCCCCUUUUUCGAAACAAUCAAUUAUAGCGUUCAAAAUGGACUCCGGAACCUCUUCAGGCGCAUGCCACAUCAACUUCGGGACUACCGUACCUUUUGCGAGACACUUGAUAGCCUUGGCAUUGAUGCUUUUCAGGGUCUCAAUCUCAGAGAUAUCAUCAAACUGCUCAAAGUGGAAUCAGACGACUACGGCCCAGGUACACGACGGGUAAUCAAGAGCAGCAAGACGGGUGCCUGAGGAUCACGCAAGUCCCCCUGGGCUGAAGCUG
Molecule: messenger RNA, 1215 nt
Organism: Fusarium redolens
Lineage: Eukaryota; Fungi; Ascomycota; Sordariomycetes; Hypocreales; Nectriaceae
Exons: 4
Coding region: 1-843 (280 amino acids)
Source: RefSeq, a predicted model, not a curated record